Messenger RNA from Caenorhabditis bovis, 1329 nucleotides. The record is from the annotation of a GenBank genome assembly. NCBI's taxonomy places the organism in Eukaryota, Metazoa, Nematoda, Chromadorea, Rhabditida, Rhabditidae.
AUGUUGGGCCUACGAUCGUCGUUGAUCGUUUCGACGAUCAUCUCGACUUUUUCGCUUUUGGCGAUUGUUGUGAUCCUUCCGAUUUUUUUCAUGAAGGUCCAACGAGCCAAUACAUUCAUGCUCACACAGAUUUAUGAUUGUAGGCAAGACACCACAGAUAUUUGGAAGCAAGUGACCCACGAGAGUAUGCGAGGAAAAAGAUCUUACGGCAGAGUGGAUGCACCAAUGAUUCCGCUCGGGAAAUGUUGCAGUUGCCAGCAAGGCAAACCAGGCCCGCCGGGUCCGCGAGGAGUUGAUGGAAAACCUGGAAAGCCGGGAAUGAUUGGAUUGAACGGUCGGAACGGAAGAGACGGCAAAUAUGUGGCGGCUGAGAAUCACAAUGAGCUCGCCUGCCAGAAGUGUCCGCCAGCGCCGCCAGGUCCGCCAGGCCAUCCGGGCAGAAAGGGACCACGCGGAAAUCCUGGCAAGCCGGGCACACCGGGACACAACGGAAUCCCUGGAAGAGCCGGACCACCUGGACCAUCGGGAGUGCGAGGACCGCCGGGAGAAAUCGGAAUGCAGGGACCACAAGGGGAUCCUGGAAAGGUGUUGAACGGAGCCCCACAGGGACCACCAGGACGGCCAGGAAAAGUUGGACCACGAGGACGAGCUGGACAGACAGGAAGGGACGGCCGACCGGGUCUCGAAGGAGUUGCCGGACCACGCGGGACACAAGGCGAACGAGGUGCUCGAGGAGCACGCGGACCACCGGGACCACCGGGACCUUCUGGACCAUUGGGACGAAAAGGGACUUGCAAUCACUGUCCGACUGAACGCGAAGGACCAACAGCUCCAGUCGAAAAGGAAUUGUUCCCGUACGAGGAGCCUGCUCCGAUUCCGACCACCACCACCACCACAUCUGCGCCAUCAACUCAGGCUUAUCAACCACCUGCACCCACAUUCGAACUUCCGCCGACAAUCAACUACGAGGAUACGGUAGCGCAACCGCCGCACAAACACUAUGGUGAUGUCGAGUCGAUACCCGCUCGACAGUACGCCUCGAAGACUCGAGUCGAGCCCGUCAAACCCCGAAGCUUCGGAUAUUCGAAUGAGCAACUGUCGGCGUUCGCCCCAGCUUCUUUCGUCGGAACAUCAGCAACCACGGAUCAAUAUGGGCGACCAAGAACCAUUCAGACACAUAAGGGAUAUAACGUUCAAAUCAUGGGAUCCGGAGCCACAUACGACGCGAAUCCGGUCGCCAACGGCUGGUCGACGCCGCCGCGAGCCGGCUCCGCCCAGCACGCCGAGUUUCUCUCGCCUCCACCCGCCGGACCCAAUACGUAUGCAUGA